GGGGCCUUUCUGGUAGGCUGCAGGAGUUCCCCCAAGCACCACGGUAGUUCAGUAGAUCGACGACUUUUAUCGGAUAAGCAGCGAUUUCCAGCGAGCUCCGCCCGCAGAGAAGUCUGCAGAGAAAAGUGUGAAAGGAAGAAAAGCACUCCUUAGAGUGAAGGUGUUGGGCGACCCCCCUAGGACUAGAACGGGUGCAACAGAUUGUGCUUGGACUGUGGGCCUCCAAAGUGUAUAUGGGCAUAGUCGAAGGAGGUUGAUCGUUUAAUCCGGGAUUCUGAAGCCAAAAGAAAGUUUUUGUGGUGUUAGUGAUCGAGUGAUCCGCACUAGUAUCGCGGGACCCCUUGACGCCGUGAUCGCGUCCCUGUGGACGGAUAAAAAAAAGUGCAGGAGUGCGCGCUGUGGAAUUGUGGUGAAGGGUAGUGAAAUUUGCUAGUCUCGUUGUGUAGGAAAGUGAAUGUUGUUUGCAGCCAGUGUCGACCUUUUUUCUCACUCUCGGUCGUUUGUGCUGAUAGCCGUCUGUGGUAGUGCAUGUUUCCCAGAGUUCCGUAAUAACCCCUGGUGAAUGGAACCGUGACAGUGAUUGCACCGAGCAAAACUAGGAUACAGAUAAGCAGCUCGAGCAGAGUGAAGUUUGAAGUGAGUUACUGCGAAGAUUCCAGCAGGAUAUAACAUUUGACGAAACCAAAAAAAGCAGUGUUUUCCCGAGAUUGGUGUUCCAAUGCAGCUGUUCAAACUGCGUCGUCGUCGUCGCAACCAGCAUUGAUCGUUGUUGCACACUGCACGUGCUCGGAAUCCACGAAGCUCCACUCUGCCUGCCGGUGCAUUUGUUUCCCGGCCCAUUUCGGUGGUCCGUGUUUCGGCAAACCGCCACUCCGAAUGACUGACAAAUGGUGGCCUGAAGAGGUGCAGAAGAACUUAUCGAAAUACCGAGAACCAUAAUCGGAAUCGGGGUUAAAGCGGUGCCGGACUUUGCGAGAAGGAACUUCAAAGGCCCCUUCGUUGUUCUUUUUAGUUCUAAGCAAAAAGGGGGAGUAGGAAGAGUGUGGACACAGUAGCCUAAGUGAAGUUGGAGCCAAAAUACAAGCUGUUGUCCAUCCAAUAAUCGGUCGAGCAAAGGGCGGAGAGGAGGAAUAGGUGGAAGGAGUUAAUUGUUUUGAAGUGAACGACUCUAUACGGGAGCCAGCAAUAAGACAAACGCAGCAAUGUUUCCGCUUCAACGAGGAGCGGCAACAUGGUUACUUCUGCUGGCAACGGCACUGUCACUGUGCGCUUCCAGCAGCAAUGGCGGUGUGUCGGCGGCAUCGGAAGCUAACCAGCGAGUAGUAUGCUACUACACCAACUGGUCCGUCUACAGACCGGGCACGGCCAAGUUCAACCCACAGAACAUCAAUCCCUACCUGUGCACCCAUCUGAUCUACUCGUUCGGUGGCUUCACCAAGGAGAAUGCGCUGAAACCGUACGACAAGUAUCAGGACAUCGAGCAAGGCGGCUUCGCAAAGUUCACAGGCCUGAAAACGUACAACAAGAACCUGAAAACCAUGCUCGCCAUUGGCGGCUGGAACGAAGGCUCUUCGCGCUUCUCUCCGAUGGUUGGCGAUGCCGAACGACGAUCGCAGUUCGUCAAGAACGCCAUCAAGUUCCUCCGGCAGAAUCACUUCGACGGGUUGGAUCUGGACUGGGAGUAUCCGGCCUUCCGCGAUGGAUCCAAACCGAAGGAUCGGGAAAACUACGCCCAACUGGUGCAGGAGCUGCGUGAGGAAUUCGACCGGGAGUCUUCGAAGACUGGUAGACCAAGACUUUUACUUACGAUGGCUGUACCAGCCGGUAUAGAGUACAUCGAGAAGGGCUACGAUGUGGUCAAGUUAAACAAAUAUCUGGACUGGUUCAACUUGCUGACGUACGAUUACCACAGCGCCUACGAGCCGGCUGUGAAUCACCAUUCGCCACUGUUUUCGUUGGAGGAACCCUCCGAGUACAACUUUGACACCGAACUGAACAUUGACUACAGCAUCAAGUUUUACCUGAAUGCCGGUGCAGAACGUGAGAAGUUGGUUCUUGGUAUUCCUACCUACGGUAGAUCGUACACGCUGUACAACCCAGACGCGACCGAAAUUGGCUCCCCUGCAGACGGUCCUGGUGAGCAGGGUGAUGCUACUCGCGAGAAGGGUUAUCUAGCGUACUACGAAAUCUGUACCGCUGUGAAAGAGGAUCCCGAGUGGACUGUGGUGCAGCCCAACCCCAAGGCAAUGGGUCCAUAUGCGUUCAAAGGUAACCAAUGGGUCGGCUAUGACGACGAAGCUAUCGCUCGUAAGAAAGCCAAAUACGUUGCCGAGAAUGGACUGGGUGGAAUUAUGUUCUGGUCGAUCGAUAACGACGAUUUUCGGGGAACCUGUCAUGGAAAACCUUACCCGAUCAUUGAAGCCGCUAAGGAAACGUUGCUUGCUAGCACGGAUGUUGGCGUCAAUGAUAUUGCAGCCCCAAGCCGUCCCCGGAAACCAUCGAGAUCACGUAGUCGACAGGGAAGCAGCAGCACCAGCCGGAACCGUCUGAACAACGAUAACAACAAUGAGGUCAAAUCGUCGUUCAAGAACACCCCGAGUAGGAAGAACGUCCGGCCAACGGCACGAUCAACAACAACUACCACAACAAGCACCACAACACAUAGUUCGCUGUACAUCGGAGGACGUACUACGACCCCACAGCCACCGACAACUCCGGAUCCGGGAGCGGACUUCAAGUGCACGGACGAAGGUUUCUUCCAGCAUCCACGUGACUGCAAGAAGUACUUCUGGUGUCUGGACGCUCCCAGUCUCGGUUUGGUGGCCCAUCAAUUCACCUGUCCCUCGGGCUUGGUGUUCAACAAGCUGGCCGACUCGUGUGAUUAUGCCCGCAAUGUAGCCUGCACAACACCAACCACAACCACCACGACGAGCACUACCACUACGUCAACCACCUCCACGACGACAUCGACCACCACACCGGCACCGCGAGCCCGCGUCACCGCUGCUACCAGCAGGAACACCUUCUACAAUCGUGCCUUCACCACGACCUCCACGACUGAACCGCCGAUUGAGAGCGAUUACUCGGAAGAGGAAGUGGUAGAGGAGAAUCAGGCCGAGGAGGAUCCAAUGGUGAUCAAGGAGCUGAUUGCGCUGAUCAAGCGUGUUGGUGGUAUCGAGGAGCUGGAGCGUCAACUACAGGCCCAAGAGGAUGGAACGGUUGUGCUAAAGGGUGCUUCGACGGACCAGGUCUCGACAACUGCCUCCACGAUCAGCAAGAAGCUUUACGAGCGCGUUCUGAGCCGAGCUGGAAACGGGCUGCAGAAAUUCCGACCGGCGUUGACAUUCACCCAGACCGAUAAGACCGGUACGACGGAAAACAAGUACUCGUCGGUGGUGAGAAAUAGUAACAGUAACAGCCGCGUGGCACCCCAGAACGAAGGUAUCGAGCAGCUGCCGGAGUUCGAGGGAGUUUUCAAGGAACGACCGAAGUAUGUUACGCUGCACAGGUCCAAACCGACUCGGGCUAGUGUCGAGGAGGAGGAAGCCGACGAGCGACUUGAUGAUGUUGAUGAACUCGAGGAGGAAGAGAACCAGCCUUCAACCUUCGCUACGCGAAGACCCACGUCCAGUCCGAAAUAUGUUAGCAUAAGACGGCAGCGACCAACGACGACGACGGUGGUUGAUAGCGAAGAGGAUGAGGAGGAGGCAAGUGUGGCCGCGCCUGUGCAGUAUAGCAGCUUGAGCCGAAACCGGCAGAGACAGACCACCACGGAGGAACCCAUUGUUGAAGAAGUUGAGCGAGUACCGAGUCGGUAUAACACAAUCGAACGGCGCCGUGCUCCCGUGCAGUACAAUCGCCUGCAGGAGGGUGAUAAAGAUGAUGUAGGCACAGAUUCGUCUCUAUUGGUACCUUCUACCGAUUUCCAAUCCAUUUACACUACAUCGUCCACUACCGAUGCACCAGAACAGUUCAUCACGUACAAUACACGACAGUAUGCUAGUGUAGAGCGUAGUAGCACUACCGAGGCGCCACUGACAGGCCCGGGUGCUACCGAUCUACCACAGACUACCCCCAUUCCAACCACAACCACAACAGCCACAGGCCACAUUGUACAGUACCUCAAUACAGACUUCCAGACAGAGCUUCCCGAGAGGGAGACUCCGUCGGACACAAUUUCAGAUUUAGAUUUAAGCAAGACCGAAACGGUGGACUCUGACGCCCUCACAACGGAUGACGCGAUGAACGUAGAUUUUAGCAAAAACGAACAGAACUACGAGGUAACAACCAUACUAAAUCUAGGUGAAAGCAUCACUGGUAGUAGUGUUAGCGAGCUGGAGGCGAAAACCUAUAGAAGUAGUGUUGGUUCUAGUGGUGAUAGUGUUAAUCCUAGCGUGCAGGAGUCUGCUGAAGAUGAACUCCUGCUGACAACGGCGCAGGCACCAACGACGACAAUUGUUAGCGAGGUUCAAACCACGAGCACCGCUAGUCCCUCAACAACAACAACCGUUAGCACAACUAGCGAAAAACUGACCAGUACUAACGAUGAACAGUCUAACUCAAUUUUCAAAUUCCCACCAAGAACUAGGAAAACCACCACAACCACCACCACCACCGCUAGUCCCUUAGAAUUUGUCACUAAUAAACACGAGUCCGAUAGUCAAUUAACUCCUACGCAGGCUGCUCCACGCCCGUUCGGUGGGGCAGUCCGGCGUACGCGUCCAACACGUCGCCCACUGGGUAGCGCAACAACGACCACCACGGCACCGGAAGAAUCCACCACAUUGCGCUCGGUAAAGGUGAGUUUUGCCAAAGGCCAAAGAUAUGAUCUUUCAGCUAGACGUAGGAUCGGUGUCGCCGGACCGUCCCCUGCGGUGAAUCCCAGCGUCGACGUCGAGGUAGGUAACGCUGGCGGUUCACACAGCGACGAACCGAGCACACGGCCGUCGACACGUCCACGAGGUUACCGUGGACGCGUCCGGUUCGGAUCAUCUACUGAACUUAGUUCGAUCACUUCGAGCGAGGCUACUACCACUGGGGCUAGCGAGCAAUCGCGACGUCCCUCGCUAGAUUCUUUCGCACGCAAUCGAUUUUCAUUGAACCGCGCCGCUUCCAGUCGGACCACUACGACGGAAGCUACGACCACAACUACAACCGAUCGGAUCGCGACCACCACCGAGCUGCCCGUUGAGCAGUUUUCGGCGAGGGCCUCGCUGAGACGGGUUAAUUUCAAUCUCUACAGCGGUAGAUCGACCACUGAGGGUGGUACCACCACAACGGAGGAGCCAGAGAUCGAAACGGAGCCGCCAGUGACGGACACGAAGGUUAAAUCGCACACCGGAGUCAACGAAGAACUUUUCAAGACUCAGGAACGCAUACUUCUUACGUUGGGAACUGCGUUGGAGUACGGCUUCAGCAAUCGCAACGAGCUCAACGCUCGUCGUAAAGGAUCGGUGAACGAAGCCCCGAUUACGAACAUCGUGAAAGAACAACCAAUCACUCAGGGUCACAGCGAAGAUACUAUAAACACCCGGUUGGCUGAAGAUGUGAACGAAAUGGCCACAGAGCAUGAUUUUGGAACAUCAUCGGAACGCUCUCUGUCUCUGUACGAGAGCACAGUUGGUGACUUGGAACGAUCGACGGAAAUCACCACAAUUAACAGUCUCAACGAAGCAGUUGUAGAGACAACAACUCCUGGUCAACGGAAGUUCUUCGGUGCUCUUCGCAACCGUGCCACGGCAAGUGUCUCCACAACAGAAUCCAAUGACACCACCCUGAAGGUAGUCGUAUCUGAGGUGAAUACCAACAAAACCUUCAUCCCUGGGCGUCUGCGACCCACCCGACCGAGUCGUCUGCGAUCCACCACCAGCAGUUCAUCGGAGAGUCUGAAUGAAGCUUCAACACUGCGAUCGAAGUUCUCGUCUAGACAACCCACUGUGGCACCGAACGCUAACGCCAUUUCAAGUGAAGAGACUCCAAAACCAUUCCGGAGACCAUCACCCUUCGCUAGACGCCAGCGCCCGACAUUAUCUACCUCAUCGCCUGUUUCCUCUGUUUCGGAGAUCACCAGUAGUGAGAUCACCGAGAAGACACCUGGAAUCUCCACAACCGUCGUUAGACGUCGUCCUGGUCGCAGGCGUACAACGCCAGUGCCCGCAUCAAGUUCGGAGAAAUCCGUAGAAGAAGUUCUUCAUCGCGAGCGUCCUUCGCCAUUCAGCAAACGACAGCGUCCCCUAGUUGGUCGUCCUAGCUCGACAAGUACCAGCACGGAGUUUCAAACAACUGCCGCUCGUGCGGCAACCACCACCACAGUGGAACCAAUAACCGCAGAACCGACCUAUGCUGACAGUGCCGUCGGCAACUCCGACUUCACAACCGUUAUCUCGGAUGUAUCGAACGAAAUCGAGUCCAGCUUCAUCCUGAACAACGUUCUUGACAGCGAGAAUCUGCUGCGUCGGAUGUUAUCCGAAUCGCAGGAAGCCUUUACCACGGAUGAUGCCACCGAGAUGCCGUCCACAAUCGUAACCUCCGAGCAGGCUACCGAAGAAACCAACCGUGUGACCCCCACUCGGAAACUCACAACCCCAGCCCGACGGCUGCUGAGUGAAAUCAGCGACAAUCAGCAGAUUGAGUCAGAGGUUAUUCCCAGUCGUAGCCCGGCGCGUACCUUCGGAGGCGCCCGCAAGAAGUUCGGAGCGUCAACCACCACUACGACCACCGAAUCACCCGAGGUGUCCACCGUGAAGAAAUUCGUUCCAUCGCGAAAGAACAGACCAUCGUUCUCGGUGGCGAAGGCACGAUCCAGUACCACAACGGAAGAGUCGACCGCUCAGGAGCAAGAAACACCGUCAAGCUCAACGGCCCGAUCCUUUGCACCAUCUAGGCGCCGAACACCGCUCAAUGUGGGUGCCCUUCGUACCACCACCCCUUCGGUAGCGGCUAACGUUGACAACAGUGACAGCUUCCCCAGCAGGGCUCCCACUCCGGCACGCAAACGUCCAGCGUUCGCAGCGAACCGGCCCUCGCGCCCCCAGUCAUUUGAGGAUUCGUUUGACAAGGGAUCGUCGAAUACAGCGGUGAAGCCGAGUACCGAGCGCAAGGUGAACCGCACCUCGGUUCUGCUACCUCGGAGACCUAAUUUGUUCGCUCGGACAACGACCACCACCACGGAGGGGUAUACUGAUUUCGAGACCGAUCUUAAGACUACCCUAGAGGAUGAGACUAGUGCGGAGAGGUAUGGUACCAGUACUCGCGGGUACACCGAUAUCAGGCGACCUUCGUCUUCGGAGGAGAGGGGGGAUGGGGUGACGGGACGAUUCAGCGGAGAGGUGGAGGAUGAUGAGAAUGAAAUUCAGAGACAGGGAAAACGUUUGUUUGGUGGACUUGGCAGCGAGAAUAACAAUGUUGAUGAUGAGGAUCAUGGUGGUCGAUCGAAGGAACGAGUGUCGGGUGAGGUUGGAACGUCGCAGAGACGACCUGGACCCAGAGUGGUUGGGUCGGGAUCAAGGAGAGGAUCUCCGGGUAGCAAUACGCGGUUUAUCUUCAAGAAUAAUCAACCACUGGAGGGACCAACAACUACAGCCAGAGUAAUCACAACUAGAUCGCGUAGACCUUUUGGAAAUGUUGGAGGUUAUAAGCCUUCGAAUGUAACGACGGCUGGGGUAACAUCUGGUGGAGGAGCAGUUGGAGGAGCAUCAACCGCCAGGCCGCGAUUCACGCUGACCACACGAGGAAGGUCCGUGUUUGGAAGACAGCGAUCCACAACAUCAUCGCCCGCCGCGGGCAUUGCGGAAGACAAAGCUACUGCUCAAAGAACCAGCGAAGUUCAACAGGCGACACCCGGUUCCAGACGCUACCAACCGCGGAAGCCUUCGAGAAAAUCAAAUCUGACCUCAAUCUCUACUCCAGUGGGUAGCGGUCGAACGCGACCGAAUCUGUCGACACUCUUUAAUCGUAACCCGGUGGUACUACUAACAACAACCGAGCCGACAACAUCCGAUCUAAUCCAACCAGAGACGACGCUUCCGAGCGUAGAUCCACAGACGACGGCUACGGUGCUGCCGGUGGAGCAGCAGUCACCGCCACAGCCAACCACAACACCCAAGACACUAGAUAUCGAGAACGAGAUCGAGAACACCACGUCAUACGAAGAUACAAUCAAUACAGUCAGAACUACAACCGAAUACUACACUGCAUCCGAUGAGACUCUCUACACCACACUCAAUACGGCCGACACAAUUUACACCAUUAAUGAUAAUAUCGAUAUUGAUGAUGUCAAUAUAUUGCAGGAACGUAGUAGAACAUCCACCACCACGGUCCGACCCACGACGCUCUACCACGUGUUCUCGAUCGAUAAGGAGAGCGAAUCGAUGCCGUCCUCGACGGAGAUCUAUCGCACCGAAGAGCAAGAGAUCGAACUGCCAGCUGCGAACAAGACGGACAAACUGGUCGAGAUCCAUCGCGUGGUGGAGAUUUACACGAAGAACACCAGCAACCCGGACGAGAUCCCGGUGAUGCAGAAGCUGGGCGAGAUCAAUCGGAAGAUUAUCAUCCGGCUGGUGGAACCAAAGAACAAAACCGACGCCGAAGACAACGAUAAGAAGAACCGGAUGCUGCUGUUCGCUGAUAAUGUGUUCAACGUGGAAACUUCGACGAUCCCACUUCAGGGAUUGUUCGACCCGGAUAAGGAUGGUAACACCGGAAGGGCACAGGAAUUCCACACGACUGACGUCAAUCUUGAGGAGGAAGUGACCACGAUGGUACCAAGGGUGGAAAUUGAACAUAUUGCUAGCUCAGAUUUCGCGAAUACGGAACGGACACAGGAGGAGCUGGUGACGAUCACGCCACAAAUCACGGAAACGGAACGCUACACUCAGGUAACUACUUCAACUGCUAAACCAGAUACGGAACGAACUCUAGAUUUUGAAGAUAGUACAGUGAAUGAGGACGAAGAAAGGGUAUUUGAUUAUUACACGGAGGAGUUACCGACGACGGUAUCGGUUCAGAACUCGCCCCCGACAACGACCACUGCCACCACAACGGAAGCCCCAACGACCACAACUCCGACAGAGGCUCCGAUUUCGUCGACGACACAAUUUGUUCACAAGUACACACUUCCAGCUGAAUUCUUCUUCCAGGAGCCCUCGGAUGAGCCAGCGACGACCACGGUGGCUCCCUCUACAACGUCUACGACAACCCCAACGACGACUACCCCGACUACUACAACAGAACUGGAGACUACCACCACAACCACAACUACGACCACCACACCAGAACCAACGACGACAACAAUCCAGGAAACAACCACAACUCCGGAGCGUGUUCGACCACUGUUCGUACCGACCGCUGGGACGAAGAAAAAAUACACCAAACGACCCAAGACCACCGUCUACCGACCCCAGUUGGACUUUGUUUACACGAACGAAAACUCGGGCGAAGAUGAACCGGCCGUCGUUACCGAACAUGCGACCGAACCGCUACCAAGUACCUCAACCCCGAGGAUACAGAGCACCAGUAGAAGGUACGUUCCGUCCGGUACCCUGCGUGCUAACCAAGGUGAAGGCCCGUCCCAUAGAAAGUCUAAGGACAUUCAAGUAGUACCACUGCCCAAGGCAGCCCCACGAGCAAUAUCCGCCAAGCCAACGACAACUCCUAUUCCCAUUCCAAUUACCACUACCACAACUCCAGAAGAAACAACAACAACGACAGAGAAGACGACCCCCACCACCACUACCACUACUACAACCACCACAACCGAAGCUCCCAUCACGAAGGUAGACUUCAACAUCAAGUACGUGGUGCCGAUGAUCACGCAAGACUUCAACGCUGCCGAGCUGAAGAUCGAAAGCAAGAACGACAAAUACAGCGUUCCGCUGUCAUCGCUCUACCAUCCGGACUUUAUCACCAAGGAAAUAUCCGGCGAGCAGCGCCAGGAGCGGCAGUACUCGCCGGUGUAUCGACCGGAGCUGGACAACGAUGAGCUAACGCGGGCGCUCACCAGCGAUCCCGAUCCGGUCGCCCUUGAGGCCGCCAGUUUGGAUCGUGAAAUCUUGGGUGACCGCAGCCUCGUUGAUAGUGGCAGUGAAGAACGGCCCGAUUUCGUCGUCCCGCGCACCAUGAAGGCGUACUUCUUCCGACGAUCCGGGGAGGUCAGUUAAAUCCCCCUGAACCCAGCUCCCCAAAACACGCGCGCACCCCAACACAUACACACACCCACCCAACCUGUUUUGGUAGGGGUGAAUGAGUAGUUGUGUACCACUAAUACAAGAAAACCAAAAUGUGCUACUCACACGGAGGAGAGACUUGAAUAACUCAAACCGUUUCGACGUCAAGACGUCAUGACGUCUGUGCGCGAACACGGUCAUCCCAAUCUAUUCGACAUCAACACGUAACCGCUCCCCCUGUUCGAAACAACCGUGUUGCCAUAGAUUUUAACUAAUUUAUUGUUCUUUCUUCUAACCUUGAGAAAAAAAAACUUUUUUUGAUGCUCUGUUCAAUCUGUUUGUGUGUAUGUUUAUUCCCUGGUGCCUCCCCCUCCUUCCUGCUUACUUUUUCUUCAUACUUUAGUUUUAGCGUGUAAAUUUGUUGCGUGUGUGUGAGUGGUAUCUAUGCUAACCCCUAUUUUUCGAAGCUUCGCCGCGGCUCGUGGCCCGGCACUAUUCGUUCUGAUACAUUUCUUACCCUACCCUCUACUAGCCUUGUGGUAUAUGUAAGUAAAGUGAAGUUCUACUGAAUGCGAACACACGACUGUAACCGUUGUUGAUGUAGUUGUUGUUGUUGAUGAUAAUCUUGAUGCACGACUUAAACAAAUUUGUUCCAAAUGUCACAUUAUAAAUGAGCACUUGUGAAUGACUGUGCAACCUAAAACUCACAAUUCAAUUGCUAUCCUUAAUUUCACUCUUUUUAACUUUGUAACCUCUUCUAUGGAUGCACCUUGAAAUCUCUGCGCGAGCGUUGCACUGUCACGCAAGAGUAGUUUCACGCAUCCUAAAUUGUUUCCAAACCAAAACUUUUUUUUUUUGUGAACUCCGUAUGUAUAGAAUAUAGGUAGUCGGAGCUAAAUAUCGCUAGUUCGUAAGAGAAAGCAAAAUAUGCAAAACAGUGACAGGAGGGCGCGAUAAAUCUUUAUAUUGUAUAUUUAUUAUAGUGGUUUUGAAUCUGAACAAAACACUCGUGUAAUUGCACUGAUUCGGAGUUUGCCUGUUUUUUUUGUUUACGGUAGGAUUAGGGUAGCAAAUAUUCGCUACAAAUACACAAAUAGAAAAGAGUCAAUUACACCUCCUUCCCAAUAUCGAUGAAUUGUUUUUAUGUAAAUAACAUUUAUUAGUGAAUAUACUUAUCAACUUAUUUUACCUUUAUUAUAAACGAAAAAACAAACCCAACCAGUAAAGAAACAGCGAAAUGUAUAUAGUAAUUAUUAGUAAUUUAAUCCUCAUCCGAGAGAGAGAGAGAGUAGGAAUCAACGAACACCAAUCUAAUAUAAACAAGUGUAUCGAAAACCAACAACAAAAAUCUGUUGUUAACAACACUGUUCUUUCUGUAUAGACAAACAAACAAAAGAGACACGCUGGAACAAGCAGCAAGUUUGAAAUCUGAAAACACACGCUUUUUUCCUUUCGAUUACCUGAAACACCAUUUACCUAGUUUUAAGAGUGACCAAAAAUGAAAAAAACACACACACUUCACACCACAUCAAAAUUUUGCGACAUCUAGUCGUUAGUGUGUUAGCCGUCAGUCAGCUGUCAGUGUCAGUAUCAGGGACGAAAAACGUUUUGCCACGGGUGGCCUGCAGAUGGCCGAGGUAUCGUCGGAACGCGAGAGACUGAUGCAAAGGUUCGUCCCCAGUUCCGGCCAGCAAUCCGUCGUCCUUUCGGGGGUGGUCCAGCAACAAGCAACGCAGCCUCAGCAACAGCAACAACCGUACGCACCAAAAGCACACCGAGAUCUGGCGAGAGUGGC
Toxorhynchites rutilus septentrionalis is the source of this 11958-nucleotide messenger RNA. It is a transcript of the gene Cht6, whose product is annotated as mucin-2. Gene Ontology annotation, biological process: chitin catabolic process; carbohydrate metabolic process. The record is from RefSeq and is a predicted model, not a curated record. Gene Ontology annotation, molecular function: chitin binding; chitinase activity. Gene Ontology annotation, cellular component: extracellular region. The coding region runs from base 1203 to 10157 and encodes 2984 amino acids. Lineage: Eukaryota; Metazoa; Arthropoda; Insecta; Diptera; Culicidae. The transcript is spliced from 10 exons.